AUAACCCUUAUAUGAUGACGAAGUGUUUUAACGCCCACCAUGGAUGCCUAAUUCAGCUAAGCAAAGGACAGAGGUCCGCAGGUGCAAUUAAGUUGCUUAAAUUAAUAUUAACGCAUUAAUUCGGGUUGAUUAAUCGCGCGUUAAUGUUCACAGUACUAUUAAAAAUAUAAACAAAAAUGGCAAAACUAGAUUAUUUAUUUGAGUCAAUAGCAGUUUUCCGGAGCCGCAGGUUGCAGACCCCUGGAUCAGAUGCUGGAUCAGAUGCUGGAUCAGAUGCUGUGGGCUGGUCAGACCACAUGAGACUCUGGGAGGGCCGAGCAGUCCGCGCGCUCCUCUCUCCAGCGCGCUCACGCACGCAGAGCGGUCAGGGCGCGCGUCGGUGUGGGACCCCCCCUCCUCCUUCCUCGCUCUUUGUCGCGUCGGUGUUGGAAGGCGCGGAUAACCCCGCGAGCAGACAAUAAGCGGGCCUAAAUCGGGAUCUCCCCAGCUGUCAGCGGCAGAACCGUGAACAGGUGGCUCCUUCUGCGCCCCGGCGCGGCGCGUCAAGGCGCGUCAAGGCGCACGGACCCUCAACAGCUUGUCUGGCGCGCUAAUCUCCUCUCUGACGACAGCGCCUCCAACCCGCGUGCGUAAAACCGGGAGUGCAGCUGCUUUGGGAGGGGGAUCUCAUCAGUCAUCGGGAUUUUACUCAGUGUUCCUCACGAAGUCGAACUCGAGGAAAUUCUGCUUCGGUUUCGCGGCUGGACCUGCAGAUCUGGAUUAAAAUGAUUUGGAUUUUAUAAUUUCUCCAAGUUUGGAUUCCUAAAACUGUCUGAGGAUGUUGCCAGAAAUAAAUAACAAGACGUCACGAACGGAGGCGUUCCCUCACCCGCACAGACUCCCGGCCGAGGGCAGCCGCUUCGGGACCGCCCAGCCCUGCUCACAGUCUCGUUUGCAGAAGUUCGGCUCCAGUCGGGGGACGCUGCCGCAGCUGGAGCCUCCGGUGGUCCAGCUGGUGGUCAGCAAUGCCAAAAACCAGCAGCAGCAGUCCGACAACAUCCUGCCCCAAAUCGGCACCAAAGGGGGUCAGAACAACUACCAGUCCCACUCGCAGGAAGAGCGGCUGAAGCCGGCUCAGCAGUUCGCCAUGCGCUUCGGAGCAGCCAUCGACAGGGCGCCCGCCGCACGCAACACCAAGAGCUUUAGCAACAAGACGGAGAAGGAGAAGGCCUGCGAGGGCCAAAGGUUACCCAUGUCGCCCUCAGAGGCUUUGAACAGCUUCCAGGAGCGUCUGACGGAGUUCGAGCAGGAGGAAAUCAACGACUACGCGGAGGUCUGGUUUCUGGGUCUGGGCUCCCAGAAAAUCGAGGGUUCUCAGGGAGCGCCGCAGAACUCGGGAUACGACGACGAGCACGGGAGUUACAUCAGGGUGCUGCACGACCACAUCGCCUACAGGUUUGAGGUUCUGGAGGUCAUCGGGAAAGGUUCCUUCGGCCAGGUCCUAAAGUGUUUGGACCACAAGACCAACGAACUCGUAGCCAUCAAGAUGAUUCGCAAUAAGAAAAGGUUUCACCACCAAGCUCUUGUGGAACUGAAGAUCUUGGAGGUCAUAAAGAAGAAAGACAAAGACAAUCUGCACAACGUCAUCCACAUGAAGGAGUACUUCUACUUCAGGAAUCAUCUCUGCAUCUCCUUUGAGCUUCUGGGGGUGAACUUGUACGAGCUGAUAAAAAAAAACAACUUCCAGGGCUUCAGCCUGGCGCUCAUCCGCCGCUUCGCCCACGCUCUCCUGAGGUGUCUGCAGAUGCUGCACAAGGAGAAGAUCAUCCACUGCGACCUGAAGCCGGAGAACAUCCUUCUGUCUCAAAGAGGGCCGGGGAACAUCAAAGUGGUCGACUUUGGGUCAAGUUGCUACGAACAACAAAGAGUGUACACCUACAUCCAGAGUCGCUUCUAUCGCUCGCCUGAGGUCAUCCUGGGUCACCCCUACAGCAUGGCCAUCGACAUGUGGAGUCUGGGCUGCAUCCUGGCCGAGCUCCACACCGGCUAUCCUCUCUUCCCCGGAGAGAGCGAGGUGGAGCAGAUCGCUUGCAUAAUGGAGGUUCUUGGAAUGCCUCCAAAUGAUUUUGUUCAGUCAGCUUCACGACGAAAGCUGUUUUUUGACUCUAAAGGAAACCCGAGGAACAUCACCAACAGCAAAGGGAAGAAGCGAAGGCCCAACUCCAAGGAGCUGUCAGCCGCCCUGAAGACGACUGAUCCUCUGUUUCUGGAGUUCAUCCGACGCUGCCUCGCUUGGGAUCCAACAAAGCGAAUGACUCCUGACGAGGGUUUACAGCACCAGUGGAUCCUGGAAGGGAAUUUUAACCGAGAGCGAUCCAGAGCGAAAACAACCGUCAAGAAGACCUCAGACACGCCGACCAGCGCAGACAGAGCCAACAGCAAGUCAGAGAAAGUCAGCUCGGAGAGCAGCAGCAAGGAGAGCCUGAGGAGGGACAGCUCCACCGCCGGAUCCAAGAUGGCCUCCGCCGAGCGUCUGCGGCCCAUCGGAGCUUCGGCCGAGGACGAGGCCUGCGAAAGUGUCGGCAAGUUCUCCACAGACUCGGAGGAACAAGGAAGCAGCGGGGAGCGGUCUGUCCACAUCGUCAUCAAGCCGGACGAGGACACGGACCGGGAGGACAGCGAGGAACCCACCAAGUCUUAGCGCGUCGCUGCGUCAACGUGAGAAGGAACAUGAGAGUCAAAAAAGACGAUUAAAUUGUAAAAAAUAGCUUUUAAAAAGUAUGUUGGAUGAGAUGGAGGAUGCAGAAAAGGAUGGGAUCAAAUCAGGAUCAGCGUAAAGAGAACGAAAAAACAGAUUGAAAACUUUAAAAAAAAGACAUUGUAACUGAAAAAAGUGGAAAAAUUGAAAACAAGACAUUGUAAAUUUGGGAAAAAAAGAAA
Molecule: messenger RNA, 2919 nt
Organism: Oryzias melastigma (Indian medaka)
Lineage: Eukaryota; Metazoa; Chordata; Actinopteri; Beloniformes; Adrianichthyidae
Gene: dyrk4
Product: dual-specificity tyrosine-(Y)-phosphorylation regulated kinase 4
Exons: 14
Coding region: 818-2680 (620 amino acids)
Biological process (GO): peptidyl-serine phosphorylation; peptidyl-threonine phosphorylation
Cellular component (GO): nucleus
Molecular function (GO): ATP binding; protein serine/threonine/tyrosine kinase activity; protein serine/threonine kinase activity
Source: RefSeq, a predicted model, not a curated record